Doryrhamphus excisus (bluestripe pipefish) is the source of this 1167-nucleotide messenger RNA. Lineage: Eukaryota; Metazoa; Chordata; Actinopteri; Syngnathiformes; Syngnathidae. The record is from RefSeq and is a predicted model, not a curated record.
CAGCACAAACUGAAACGUUGUUACAAUACGAGGCGAACCUUUGAUUGAGAUUUUAAGUUGAAAAUGCAUUCUUCCUAUGUUUGUAUUGUAUGUUUUCACUACAUGUUCAGUGACAACUUGAACCAGGUGUAAGAGCGUAGCAAAAUGAAAUCAGCCCUGGCCAUGUAGUUAUUAAAGAUGAUGGACGCACUAUCGGUGGUGAGCCAGUUGCGGGAUCUGGCGUCCGAGCCCCAGAAUCGAGAGGCCAUCGUACAGGACCAAGGCUGUCUACCCGGGCUGGUUCUCUUUCUGGACCACCAGAGCCCGGAAGUGCUGCUUGCAACUCUGCAGACACUCCGCUACUUGGCAGAGUUAUCCCCAAACAUUCCGUCUAUGAAGAAUGAACUUGGGAUGAUGGUCAGCCUGGAGAACCUCAUGGGAAGGGACGACCUGUCCGUGGACAUCACCAGCUUGGCCCAGGAGGUGUAUGGAAUUCUGACUGCACCCCCUCUUCCUGUACAUCGCACACCUGAGAGGGAAAGGAGAAAGAAGUCACAGUUCUUCAUUAACUCGUCCAACAAGAAAGCCAAGUGUGUCACAUUGCACAUUCAGGGCCUGGACAGCGUCGACCAUCGGGGCUUGUGCGAAGAGGCUCUGCUGAAGGUCCGAGGAGUCAUCAGCUUCACUUUUCAGAUGGCGUCAAAGAGAUGUACUGUACGCAUUCGGUCGGACUUGCCCACUGAGAGCCUUGCUUCUGCCAUUGCGGACACCAAGGUGUUGUCGGCACAACAGGUGGUGAAGAAUGAGGCAGGAGAAGAGGUCCUCAUCCCUCUGAAUCCCUCCGGAGCGGAGGUGCCGCAAAACUCAGCCCUGCCAAAUUACCUCCCCGAGGAGGAGGAGAGCCCAGAGAAGGAGGUGGACCGCGCCGUGUCUCGCACUGCCGCCAAGGACGACGCAAGCGGGAGCUGGCUCAAUGCCGCCGCCAGUUUCCUCACCAAGACGUUCUACUGGUGAAAAGAGUCCUAGUCUACUUUCCGAGGGGACGAUACCCUGGAAUGAUCUAUACAAAGUAUGUGCGUAGAUGAUUGGAUUCAGAUGUUUGUUUUUGCUUGGAACUCAAAGCUUGACUUGAUCUGUUGAUUUGUUUCCUGUAAAUAUUUACUUUAAAUGUCUUCAACACAUUUCAAA